Messenger RNA from Penicillium egyptiacum, 1710 nucleotides. NCBI's taxonomy places the organism in Eukaryota, Fungi, Ascomycota, Eurotiomycetes, Eurotiales, Aspergillaceae. The record is from the annotation of a GenBank genome assembly.
AUGGCAAUGCAGCUUGACAUGUCUCAGGCUUCGGUCUUGAAGGACGAACAGGGACGGCCAUUUAUUGUCGUUCGGGAUCAGGGAAAGAAGAAGAGACAGCAUGGCACUGAGGCCGUUAAGUCACACAUUGUUGCCGCGAAGACGGUGGCUAGCAUUGUCAAGUCUUCUCUGGGUCCCCGUGGUCUUGAUAAGAUUCUGAUCUCCGCCGACGGCGAUAUCACCGUCACCAAUGACGGCGCAACUAUUCUCGGACAGAUGGAGAUCACAAACAACGUGGCGAAGCUGCUGGUCGAACUUUCGCAGUCUCAGGACGAGGAGAUCGGCGAUGGCACGACCGGUGUCGUGGUGCUGGCAGCGGCCAUGCUUGAACAAGCCUCGGACCUCAUUGACAAAGGCAUCCACCCCAUCCGGAUAGCCGACGGAUACGAUCAGGCCUGCGAAAUCGCCAUUGCGGAGCUCGACAGAAUCAGUGACGAAAUUACAUUCAGCAAAGAUGAUACCACCAACCUCCUCAAAGUGGCCAAGACCAGUCUGGGCAGCAAGAUUGUCUCCAAGUCCCACGACCAAUUCGCGAAGAUCGCUGUUGAUGCCGUGCUCUCGGUUGCCGACUUUGAGCGCAAGGAUGUCGAUUUCGAGUUGAUCAAGGUUGACGGCAAGGUCGGCGGAUCCCUCGAGGACUCUCUGCUUGUCCGUGGUGUUAUCGUGGACAAGGACUUCUCUCACCCCCAGAUGCCUGACGAAGUUCGGGAUGCCAAAUUGGCCAUCUUGACCUGUCCCUUUGAACCUCCCAAGCCCAAGACCAAGCACAAGCUUGAUAUCACAUCUGUUGAGGAGUUCAAGAAGCUGCAGGACUACGAGAAGGAGAAGUUCACAGAGAUGAUCCAGCAGCUGAAGGAAUCGGGUGCCAACCUGGUCAUCUGCCAGUGGGGUUUCGAUGAUGAGGCCAACCACCUUUUGCUCCAGAAUGACUUGCCUGCCGUUCGGUGGGUUGGUGGGCCUGAGAUUGAGUUGAUCGCCAUUGCCACAAACGGCCGUAUUGUGCCCCGCUUCGAGGAUCUGUCCUCUGAGAAGCUCGGCACGGCUGGUGUUGUCCGCGAGAUGAGCUUCGGAACUACGAGAGAGAAGAUGCUGGUGAUUGAGGAGUGUGCCAACACCCGCGCAGUGACGAUUUUCGUUCGUGGAAGUAACAAGAUGAUCAUUGAUGAAGCCAAGCGGUCACUACACGAUGCUCUGUGUGUCGUCCGCAAUUUGGUGCGCGACAACCGUGUGGUCUACGGAGGUGGUGCUGCCGAGAUUGCUUGUUCCAUUGCCGUGGAGGACGCCGCUGUCAAGAGCCCCGGCAUUGAACAAUAUGCCAUGCGCGCCUUCGCUGAUGCGCUGGACGCUGUGCCCUUGGCCCUUUCCGAGAACUCUGGCUUGAGUCCCAUUGAGACCCUUGCCUCUAUCAAGUCGCGCCAGGUCAAGGAGAAGAACACCCGACUCGGUGUUGACUGCAUGAUGACUGGCACCAACGGUACGCCCCUAGAAAACCAUUCCAAACUCAGUUGCGUUCAUCCGUCUAACUUGGGCUCUUUAGAUAUGCGCGAGCACUUCGCUAUUGACCCCCUGAUUGGCAAGCGCCAGCAACUUCUGCUUGCUACCCAGCUAUGCCGUAUGGUUCUUAAGAUCAACAACGUCAUUAUCUCUGGUGAUGAUCAGUCUGAGUUCUAG